GUUUCCGGUUUUGAGAAAAUGAUUACAAACUAUACAAUAUAAGCUAAUAAAGGAAAAUGAAUGCUCAAAACUUUAGAUUAUGUGAAAAACUAGUAUCCCCUGCAUACGUGAAACAAGCUGAAGAAGCAAGAAAAUCGCACGAGACAAAAAUACGGAUACUGUUAGAACAGAGGAAAUGGCCAGAAGAAGGCUGGGAGGAUGGUGUGAUUGAACUCAUGCUUGAUGAACUGGCCCUCAUGGACAGUAACAACUUUCCAGGCAAUUGUGGAGUAGGAGAAAGAGAAGCUAGAGUUGUGAGCAAACUGGUUCAACAGAGACAUUACAGACUAGGUCAUGGUAUAGGUAGAUCUGGGGAUAUUGCGGCCAUUCAACCUAAAGCUGCAGGAUCAAGUGUAUUGAUGAAAUUAACAAACUCAAUGGUAUUAGAUCUACUUAAAAUCACAGGGGUCCCUAAUGUGAAGGCCUGCUUCCUAGUUCCCAUGGCAACUGGGAUGAGCUUGGUCUUGUGUAUGUUGACUCUACGUCAAUCACGUCCUAAAGCACGAUAUGUAAUCUGGCCCAGGAUAGAUCAGAAAUCUUGCUUCAAAUCAAUUCUAACAGCAGGGUAUGAACCUGUCGUCAUUGAAAACAAGCAGGUUGGAGAUGAACUGCAAACAGAUGUGGAAGCAAUUGAACAAAAAAUCAAUGAACUUGGAGCUGAAAAUAUUCUCUGUGUAUUGACAACAACCAGUUGUUUUGCACCAAGGAUUCCAGACAGACUUGAAGAAGUAGCAAAGUUAUGCUCAAAGUACAGUGUUGGCCACAUAGUGAAUAAUGCUUAUGGUGUACAGUCAACAAAAUGUAUGCACCUUAUUCAUCAGGCAUCUCGAGUUGGAAGAUUAGAUGCAUUUGUUCAAAGCACAGAUAAAAAUCUAUUGGUUCCAGUAGGUGGCGCUAUAAUAGCUGGCUUUGAUAUAACAUUCAUUGAGACUGUCAGCAAAACAUAUCCAGGCCGUGCAUCUGCAUCUCCAUCCAUAGAUGUAUUUAUUACUUUGCUCUCACUGGGACAACAUGGCUACAAGAGAUUACUAGCAGAGAGGAAACAACUUUACAAAAAUAUGCAGGAACAGUUGAGGAAGUGUGCAGAGAAACAUGGAGAACGUUUGCUGGAUAUUUCACAUAAUCCUAUAUCAAUGGCAAUUAGUUUAAAGUGUGAAACACCAGUCAGUAAUGUUACAGAAUUGGGGUCAAUGCUUUUCACCAGAUAUGUAUCAGGAACAAGGGUGGUGAACUGUACAGAAACCAAGGAGAUAGGAGGUCACAAAUUCAUUGGAUUUGGUUCCCAUGCCAACAGUUACCCAUGUGCCUAUCUAACAGCUGCAGCAGCCAUUGGUGUAACACAAACAGACAUUGAUCUCUUCAUUAAGAGACUUGAUAAAGUUAUGGGAAAGUGGAAAGCACCAAAUGUGAGGAAUAAAGUCGACACGGUUUCUGAUGAUAUGGAUAAAGUUGAAUUAAAUGGUGAUGUCUCAGACACUGCAAAGGAAUUAGAUGAGAAAAGCUAGUAUAUCUUAUGCACAGCUCACAAAUGU
Molecule: messenger RNA, 1571 nt
Organism: Owenia fusiformis
Lineage: Eukaryota; Metazoa; Annelida; Polychaeta; Sabellida; Oweniidae
Source: the annotation of a GenBank genome assembly